Penicillium odoratum is the source of this 528-nucleotide messenger RNA. Its product is annotated as ankyrin repeat domain-containing protein. Gene Ontology annotation, cellular component: cytoplasm; nucleus. The coding region runs from base 1 to 528 and encodes 175 amino acids. Gene Ontology annotation, molecular function: protein binding. The transcript is spliced from 5 exons. Lineage: Eukaryota; Fungi; Ascomycota; Eurotiomycetes; Eurotiales; Aspergillaceae. The record is from RefSeq and is a predicted model, not a curated record.
AUGCUCCUAGACGCUGGCGCCGAUGUUAAGGCUCAGGGCGGUCUAUACGGCAGUGCCCUACAGGCUGCUGUUGGUGGUCAUCUUGACAUUGCACUACAUGAUGCUGCUGUAUAUGGUGGAAGCAGUGAGAUUAUGCAGAUGCUCCUCGAUGCCGGCGCCGAUUUCAGGGCUCAGGGUGGUCAAUACGGCAAUGCCCUACAGGCUGCAGCAUAUGGUGGAAGCAGUGAUAUCGUGCAGCUACUCCUUGACGCUGGUGCUGAUAUCAAGGCUCAGGGUGGUAAAUACAGUAAUGCCCUACAAGCUGCGGCAUAUGGUGGAAGCACUGCUGCAUAUGGUGGAAGCAGUGAUAUCGUGCAGCUACUCCUUGACGCUGGUGCUGAUAUCAAGGCUCAGGGUGGUAAAUACAGUAAUGCCCUACAAGCUGCGGCAUAUGGUGGAAGCAGUGAUAUCGUGGUGGUGAAUACGGCAAUGCCCUAUAAGCUGCUGCAUAUGGUGGAAGCAGGUGGUGAGUACGGCAAUGCCCUAUAA